AAGUCAGACACCGCUUCCGGUGUCGCCACCUUCUUUGUCUCCGGCCCAACAUUUCGACACCAGGGGUUGUCUAUUUUUUUUCCCUUUAGGUUUGAGGAUAUAUAUACACAUAUAUCCAUAGUUUUCUGAUAUUGAAUGACAGUCGACUCUGAAAUAUUUAUGCCUAAAAAUAAAGCGCCAAAAAUGGAUGACCUGGACUACAUCCCAGUAGACCUGAGCCCAGAGGAGCGCUCUGAGCUGGAGGACAUCCGCAGGAGGAAGGGCGUCCUGCUGCAGGAGAUCCAGAGGCUCAGAGAGGAAUUAAGAGAGGCAAUUUUGGAGGUGGAGGGACUGGAGACGAGUACAGAGGGCAGUAAAACUCUCCAGAAAAGUAGGCAUGUGGCAAUGGGAAGGAAGAAAUUCAACAUGGACCCCAAAAAGGGCAUUGUGUUUCUGGUGGAAAAUGAGCUGCUCAGACACACUUCAGAGGACAUUGCUCAGUUCCUCUAUAAAGGAGAGGGCCUCAACAAGACUGCUAUAGGAGAUUACCUUGGAGAAAGGGACGACUUCAACAUCAAAGUUCUUCAGGCUUUCGUUGACCUCCAUGAGUUUACUGAUCUCAACCUCGUCCAGGCCCUCAGACAAUUCCUGUGGAGUUUCCGUUUGCCUGGUGAAGCCCAGAAGAUUGACAGAAUGAUGGAGGCCUUUGCUCAGAGAUACUGCCACUGCAACCCCGGUGUCUUCCAGAGCACUGACACAUGUUACGUGCUGUCAUUCGCCAUCAUAAUGCUGAACACAAGCCUCCAUAACCCAAAUGUGAGGGACAAACCUGGUUUUGACCGUUUCAUCUCGAUGAACCGAGGCAUCAACGAGGGAGGAGACCUGCCCGAGGACCUGCUCAGAAAUCUCUACGAUAGCAUUAAAAAUGAGCCCUUCAAGAUCCCAGAGGACGACGGCAAUGACCUGACACACACCUUCUUCAACCCGGACAGAGAGGGCUGGCUUCUCAAACUUGGGGGACGAGUGAAAACCUGGAAACGGCGAUGGUUCAUUCUCACAGAUAACUGCCUUUAUUACUUUGAAUACACCACAGAUAAGGAACCACGAGGUAUCAUUCCCUUAGAAAACCUUAGCAUCCGUGAGGUAGAAGACCCCAGAAAACCUAACUGCUUUGAGCUGUACAUCCCCAACAACCGUGGUCAGCUGAUUAAAGCGUGUAAGACGGAGGCUGACGGGAGAGUAGUGGAAGGAAACCACAUGGUGUACCGCAUCUCCGCCCCCACACCUGAGGAGAAGGACGAAUGGAUCCACAGCAUCAAAUCUGCUGUCAGUGUUGACCCCUUCUACGAAAUGCUCGCUGCCAGGAAGAAACGUAUAUCACUGAAGAAGAAGGAGGAACAACCGUAGAGUAUUCCCUUGAUUCUCUCCCUGUGGCUGUCUUCCUUUUGUCCUUCUCAUUCCUCCUUCCAACACUGGACAGACGUUCCAUCUUUGCUCCCUACUACCUGUUCAUAAGUUUUGUUACCCCUCUUUCCCCCUGUUCUCCAAACGCAUCCUCUGCCUGAUAUGAGGACUCUUGCUAUCCUGUCUACCAGAUUCUUGAAAGCCACAUUCAGAGUGAAACACUCACCCACUGUCGCUGCCUCCUGUUAUCUUGGUUCUUACACUACUGCUGUUACACUACAACCAGAGCACACCGUCUGUCCCAUGUUCUCACCACAUUCCUCUAGCCUUCAGCACUUAAUUAAGUGAACUGUGAAAUGUGUCUUAGUCCAUAUCUAUACUGAAGUUGGUGAUUUCAAGAACACAUUUUUCCUGUUUUGGCCCUUCAACUACAUUUAGCCAACUUCUCAAAACUGAAGCACUCAAAUAUGGAAUAUGUGUGAAAAAUUGUUGUGAUCUCAGACGUGUGUGCGCCUUAAUUCAUUUUUGGGAAUCUUCCUACUUUCUCAUUCUUGCUCUGUAAACCACAAACAAACUUUAAAAACAGUUGAUCAGCAGAAAUAUGUAAGGCUGCAGGCUGAAGCAGCUUGUGCAUGCGUAAUAGAAGACAUUUAAUAUUUCUCUAUAUGUACACCGGCCGGCCUUUUAGACUACUAUCUGAAAAUGCUAGCGUGGACCGAAAUCUUCUAAACGUAUCUUUUUUGACAUCUAUCUGCAUUAGUGUGAAUGUGGUCUUAUUUAGGGUAGCAAGCAGCUUCAGUUCGCUUGAAGUCAAAAAAAAUGUGAGUUCACUAUUCAAACACUAACAAGAUUUAUUUUCAGUUAAUGUUGGUCAGAGAGGAAUCGGUUAAAGUCAAAGCUGCAAAUGAUUUCAGAUUACUGAGAUGUGCCCAUUGCUUCAUAUAGUACUCUAAUGGCUUUAACACACACUACUUCUUUCUACACUUCAGAUACUGUCAUCAUUAUGUGAGGAAAAUGUCGGUAUCCGUUACUGUUCGCCAAGUAACUGUUGAUCUUCAAAUACGGUCGGGUGUUGGAGGCUGAAAGGUUUCUUUACUUGCAGAAUUAAUGAAGACACAUAUGAGCAGUUUCUCUCCUUCCAGAUGGCUUUGUGUUUCAGCUCACUGACACAAUAUAUAUGUUCUUUAGCAUGUUUCUUUACAUGCUUGAGCAAUAGCAGAGUAAACUGUAGUUCCAGGUUGUAGGCUUGUCUUCGAAUUCUUUAUAACACUAUAUUGAGCAACGAUCAUCAUGUCCUCUCCGAUGCAAUGUUCUAGCAUGCAACAAAUCAUUUCCUUCUUGCUCAACACUACAAGACGAACAUUGACAUCUCUCUCACAAGUAUUAACGCUGUUAGACAUUUAACUGUUAGAGCCUGGUCUGCUCCCUCUAGUGAGUUUCAAGAAAUCACAAAGGCAGCUCAUUACAAUGUAUACUUUUUGUAAAUAGAUUUUAGCUUAUUUGUUUAUGAUACACAUAGAAUUGAUUUAAUUUAUUCUUUAUCUUUUGUUAAAACCAGAUUUUUGUACGAGCUACUGUAGGGCUGCAUGUUGAUAAACUGAGGGCGUCAGUCGUAGGUACUGAUGCUUUCCUGAUCAUACUAGUGCACUGAUUUCAGAAGUGUUAGUGUUCCCUGUUGACAUCGAAAAAUUGCAUUUAAUAUGAAAUUUGAUUUAUGCAUAGUGUAAAUUGUCUUAAUCAUAGUUUCUUUGGGAAAAAAAUGAAGAUAUUUAGUUACUAGUUUGGCUUAUCUCUUGACCACACUGUAAAGCACAAGCAGUAAUGAGUCUCACACUCUUUUUGUUUCAUUGGCUGCCCAGUGUCCACCUGAAGUGUGAGGAAGCUAUUUACAAGCUGACAUAGUCUACCCUACCACAGUGAUAGAAAUGAAGCGACAACAAAACAAGGAACACUAACAAAGCUUUGAUUCAUUAUAUAAUAGUAAUAUUAUUGAGAUGUAAUGAAUCAGUAACAAGUUUAGAUUUGUGUCCAGUGAUAGAUUUGCUUGACAUCCAGUUCAUGAACGUAUUACUAGUAGUUUAUUGAAUUGGCAUUUUUUAGCUGGUAGUAAAAAUGAAUUGUCUACUGCACUUUAUCAAUUUUAGCAUUUUGGAGAAAAUGCUGUUACUUUGACUGACAAUAUUCCAAUACUCUGUAGCACCCUCUUCUGGUGAUCUCACAAACUGCAAUAUGCUGAAGGAUGAACCAUGAACUGUGUAGAUGUACUGUUUAACGCCGCCACCUGGUCAGGGCCAGCUACAGCAGUUUCUGACCACCAUGUUCUGUAUUUGUUCACCUGAUAAAGAUCAUGUUGUUUGAAGCUGAA
Messenger RNA from Perca flavescens (yellow perch), 3748 nucleotides. RefSeq names its product cytohesin 2 (gene cyth2). The record is from RefSeq and is a predicted model, not a curated record. Lineage: Eukaryota; Metazoa; Chordata; Actinopteri; Perciformes; Percidae. The transcript is spliced from 12 exons. Gene Ontology annotation, biological process: regulation of ARF protein signal transduction. Bases 136 to 1386 code for a protein of 416 amino acids. Gene Ontology annotation, molecular function: guanyl-nucleotide exchange factor activity.